CUAAAGUGACAAAGACAUACAUUUUUCUCUAGGGUGCCGUUCUCAAAAUCGAUCUUUUUUAAUCCUCAUCAUGUCACGCACUCACUAAUUAGCUAAAUGUACUCGACUUGGAAAAACAACGAUUUCUCUAUAUGAAUUGUUGAUUUCAAAAUACGCACCGCUUAUGUUUGGCGCCAUGGACAAUACACGUCCGACGCUAUCUACCCGGGGUUGUAAAUGUGAGUAACUUUGCCCUAUAUAUUCCCACGAAAGGACGAAUUUGAGUCACGUGUCUGGCAUCACAGUUAUUUGUGGAUGUGUCAGAUAGGUAGCGUUAUCUCUUUGCUUAUCGAAUGAAGACAUCUCGACUUCAGUGAGCGAAUUGCAACGCACGGGGAGGAGGUGCCAAUUUUCAUAAUUUACGAGACACAGUUGCGACAAUACCACCACAAUGGUCGUUAAGGAAAGAACGACAGCAGAGAAAUGGUCAACUCUUGUCAUCACAUGUUUUGCCUUAGCAGUUUUAGGUUUGUUCAUCGCCAUGGGUGUUUAUUACGUAUCACCCGCCGACGACCAAGACGCCCUCGCCCAAGCGAGGGCGUUGCCGGCUACGACUGGUACCAAGUACAUGAUCGGUGUUGGAAUCGCUGAUGUUACGGGACCUGCAGCCGAUGUCGGCAUGAUGGGGUAUGCGAAGCUCAGUCAGCAGACAGGAGGAAUUCACCAACGGCUAUACAGUCGUGCUUAUAUUGUCGGGGAUGAAAAUGGUGGCAAUCGUUUUGUGUUCGUCAGCGCCGAUAUUGGUAUGGGAUCACAAAUCGUCAGACUGGAGGUUCUUAAGCUACUAGAGGCUAAAUAUCCAGGAGUUUACACCAAUCAAAACGUGGCAUUCAGCGGUCAGCACACACACUCUGGUCCAGGUGGAUAUAUGCAAUACCUCUUGUACGAUGUUACAACGAUAGGAUUCAAUGAGCAAAGUUUUCAAGCCAUAGUCGAUGGACUUUUUCUGAGCAUACAAAGAGCACACAAUAGCAUCCAACCUGGAUACAUUUAUAUGAACAAAGGCGACGUAGUGGACCCUACUGGAGCCGAUUCACACUGGGCAAACAGAAACAGAAGUCCAGCAAGUUAUGAGGCUAAUCCACAAGAAGAAAGAGACAAGUACACGUAUGACGUAGAUAAAACCAUGGUAUUGCUGAAAUUCGUUGCUGAAGAUGGUAGAGACAUUGGAGCACUGAAUUGGUUUGCUGUCCAUCCAACCAGUAUGAAUAAUACCAAUCACUUGAUUAGUGGAGACAACAAAGGUUAUGCUGCUUAUCUAAUGGAACGACAUUUCAGUCCAGACAAAAGACCAACAGAUGAAAAUAUUUUUGUAGCAGCAUUUGCUCAAAGCAACCUAGGUGAUGUCACACCCAAUACAAAGGAUCCUCAUUGUUAUUAUGCCGGUGAAGAUAGCCAUUGUGACUAUUUGACGAGUGAUUGUCCAGAUAAGGAGGAUUUCUGUGUUGCAUUUGGUCCAGGGGACAACAUGUUCGAAAGUACCGCUAUUAUUGGUGAGCGGCAAUAUGCUAAAGCACUGGAAUUAUACGAAGACGAGGCACAGACGAGUGUACCUUUGACAGGGCCAGUUGGUUACAUUCACCAAUAUGUAGAUAUGGGUAACUUCACUUUUCCUUUGAAAAACGGAACCGAGGUAACCACGUGUCUACCUGCCCUUGGUUAUAGUUUUGCUGCGGGAACCAUCGAUGGUUCAGGAGCUUUCAAUUUCACUCAAGGUGAUACUACCGGCAGUGCAUUUUGGGAUAGCGUCCGUGACGCAAUUAAAGAGCCUACGCAAGAGCUUAUUGAUUGCCAUGAGCCUAAACCAGUACUGUUGCCCACUGGAGAGGGGGCUUUGUCCUACUGGUGGUACCAGGCGAAUUCAGCACCAUGGCUGGAAGAAGAAUUCCGAGAUUCCGUGAAGCAGAAACUCGUUGAUGAAAACAAAUGGGUGGAAGAGGACACAGAGGUUGUGAUAGCUGGUUUGAGCAACCUAUAUACUCACUAUGUUACCACCUUUGAAGAGUAUCAGAUUCAGCGUUAUGAAGCUGCUUCCACCAUUUACGGUCCGCACACCUUGGAAGCAUAUCAGUACCAAUACGAAAAUCUGACACAAGCCAUUGCAACGGGUGAAGAACUAGAUUUGGGUCCACAACCACCAAAUUUUUAUGAAGAUGGUACAGUUUGGGGUUGGCCAUUAACAGUAAUAGUAGAUGAUGAAGGAGAAGAAUUUGGUACGGUUCUGCGAGACGCUGAUGCAUAUUACGAAAGGGGUGACCGUGUUAAUGUGACAUUCCAAGCUGGAAACCCUAGAAACGAUUUGAAGUUGGAAGAUACCUUUAUCAAGAUAUUUGAUGUAAACAACUUUGGCACUGUCAUCCACACAGACUACGACUGGUGCACCAGGUUUUACUGGAAAUCAACAACACGAAUGACUGUCCCUGAGUUAAUAGAAUUAAUUCCGGACGUUAUACUCCCAGAUGACCCGCCCACGUUACCGAUCACUCUACCAGAAAACUUCACCCUCCCUUUGGAUGGAAUCCCUGGUACCGGACAAAGUAUCGCGGAGAUAAUAUGGGAUAUUCCCGACGACACACCGUAUGGAAAAUAUCGGAUGUGUUACUACUUUGAUUAUAAAGACAGCAUAGUUGACAUCACAUUUCCACCCGGAAUAGAUCCUGUUGAACCGGUAUCGGCAAGCGCGUGCUCCUCUACUUUUGAAAUUGUCGAACCGACGGCGGUUGCGGGCGCUGUUGGCAUAUAUGGCCAUCUGCAUCUCUCUUGCUUCAUGCUCUUCUUUUUGUUCAUCGAAAAAAUGUUAAUGUAA
Messenger RNA from Saccoglossus kowalevskii, 2845 nucleotides. RefSeq names its product neutral ceramidase-like. Gene Ontology annotation, cellular component: extracellular region. Lineage: Eukaryota; Metazoa; Hemichordata; Enteropneusta; Harrimaniidae. Gene Ontology annotation, biological process: sphingosine biosynthetic process; ceramide catabolic process; long-chain fatty acid biosynthetic process. The record is from RefSeq and is a predicted model, not a curated record. Gene Ontology annotation, molecular function: N-acylsphingosine amidohydrolase activity.